This is a messenger RNA of Hydra vulgaris (swiftwater hydra), 2393 nucleotides long. RefSeq names its product NACHT, LRR and PYD domains-containing protein 1 homolog. Gene Ontology annotation, molecular function: protein binding. NCBI's taxonomy places the organism in Eukaryota, Metazoa, Cnidaria, Hydrozoa, Anthoathecata, Hydridae. The record is from RefSeq and is a predicted model, not a curated record. Gene Ontology annotation, biological process: regulation of apoptotic process. Gene Ontology annotation, cellular component: cytoplasm.
UAGGUGUGUGUGUUUAUUUUGGGUGUGUGUUUGAUUUAAAAUACUAUUAUAUUUUGAAAUAGAGUAUUUUGGACAGCGUUAAAAAUUCUUCUUUUGCAUUUGUUAUUAAAGGGAGGUUGAAUUAAACAAGUAUCCUUGUCUUUUAAUAUUAAAAGAUUAGUAUUUUGAAAAAAUGGAUAAUAAGAAACAUAAAGAUAUUUUGCUGAAGAUUGCUGAUAAUCUGUUGGAUGAAGAUGUUGAAACAAUUAAGUUUUAUUAUUCACAACAAAUUGGCUAUCGUCAUCUAGAAAGAAUUAAAACUCCUAUCAAUUUAAUUCAAACUUUAGAACAUCAAAUGCUUCUAGGGAUAAAUAACUAUGAUGAUUUUGUUGAGAUACUUAAUAAAAUUGGAAGGAAUGACUUGGCAAAUUAUUUUUCUAUAGUCAAAUCAAGGAUGCCCUCAGACUUAGAAACUUUGAAUUCAUCAGAAAGUUCUACCAGAACUUCUUCUAAGAAAGAAACUUCGAGUUCACCAGAAAGUUCUACCAGAACUUCUUCUAAGAAAGAUAUAUCAGAGAUAUGCACAGCACUCAAAAGUUUCUAUCUUUCAAGUUAUGUGAAAAUAAAUGAAGUUCAAGUACCACUAAAAUCACCUGCAAAUGUCAAUUUAAUGCAUAAAUUCGUUGAUCUAUGUAUUGUUGAUGCAGUCAAUGCUCAAACAGAUGCUGUAUUAAGUGAACGAAAAGAAUUUCUUCAAAAGCAAUUGCGUUAUACACCAAUUCCAUAUAGUGAAAUAUUUAUGAAAGAUAAAUCUGUAACAAUAAUAUCUGGAAUAGCUGGUAUUGGGAAAACAUGGUUGCUUAGAAAAUGUUUGCUUGAUUGGUCAAAUGGUCUAAUUUGGAAAAAUGUUAAACUUGUGUUUUAUUUGGAAUACAGAAGGCUUAAUCAAUAUCAAAAUAUUUCUAAUAUUCAUGAAUUACUAAAUGUUUUCUACAAAGAUAUUAUAAAUGAUUUUGAUAUUAUUACUCAUUCUACGCUGUUUAUAAUUGAUGGAUUAGAUGAGUUUAAAUAUCUAAAUGAGUUAAUAAAUUGCAGUUCGAGUUGUAACUAUCCAAUUGUUAAUGUUUUAACAGAAAUUCGAAAAUAUAAGUAUGUAGUUGCUGGUAGAGUUCAUGCAAUUGAUCAGUAUCAAAGUAUAUCUACAGAGGAUUGUGAUAAGAUAAACAUUCAAAUUAUGGGAUUUAAUGAAGAUGGAAUAAAUAAUUAUAUAGAAAAUAAUGUUUUAGAGGAAAGAAAAGAUGUUGUGAAAGCAAAUUUGAAGGAAUCUGCGAUUGCAAAAUCAAUGUCAUCUGUUCCAUUUUAUUUAUCUUUCAUGUGUAAGAUUAUGAGUAUUUCAAAAAAUUUAUACAAAAAUUCUUUUUUAACAAUGACAGACUUGUAUGCAAAUAUUUUUUUACACUUUUUGCAAAAACACAUUAUCAAAAACAAUGAAUCGAUUUCUCAAUUCAUGGAAAACAAUUUUAAUAAAAAAUAUGUUUUAAACAUUUGUAAAAUUGCGUAUCAAUUGUUUGUUGAAAAUAAAGUAAUUUUUUCCAAAGAAGACAUUCAAACUUUCAUCAUUGACUUUGAUAAAAAUGAAAAAACUUUUUUUGGAUUUAUUGAAAGGAUUGAAACAAGUCUAGGUGAAUAUAUUUAUCAAUUUGCACAUUUGACAAUAAUGGAGUUUUGUGCAUCUAUAUAUGCAUAUAAUUGUUUAAGUAGUGAAGAGAUUAUGACCAAUGAAAAGCUGAAGAGUUGUUUAUCAAUGAUUUGUGGUUUAACCAAUAAAAAUCAAAAUAGUUCCUUAAAGUUUCUUGUUGACCUGAAUCCUUUAAAACAAACUUGUGAAGAUUCUUUAUUUUUGUUUUCUAUUUUUGGCAAAUGUCUCAACUGGUUUUUCAUAAAUCGUACAGUUUUUUCUGCAAAUAUUGCUUCUCGCUUAAAUGCUUUUUUAGGGUAGUUAUGCUAAAUGUGCUGUCUGCAAACUUGAAGAAGCUAAUGAUCUUGUUAUCAUCUCUGUAGCACUUAACAUGGUUGGCAAUGUCAUAUGACAAAUCAUUGAUUUGAAAUAUUUAGAGUUGUGUAGUAGAGUGCCAAGCCUUGUGGUACUCCAAAUAACUUGCUAGUCAGAUUAAAAAAGUGACAUGAUUUGACUUGCUUCUAAGCCUAAUGGCUACGAUCAAGUGAAGUAUCUGCUUUUAUUUGAGUUCUUACAUCAUUUUGAUUGGUUAUGAUCUGCUGUAACAUGGUAUUUAGACUUCAUUUCAAUUAGUCACAUCUAAAGACUGUGAAAAAAUGACUUCAUUGAGCCUAAACUUUGAUUUUAUGACAUGAUUUAACAAAAGAAAAUUUGUAUUUAGUGAGAAAAUACAAAA